UCAUUGCACAUGGUGGAACAAGUGAUUUCAACUUAGACCUUGAAAUUGAAAGGAGAUUACUUCAGCUAAUCAGAGAAAGAUCAGCUCCAGCCUAUUGAGUUAGCUUUUAGGAGUUGAUGACCAAGCUGAUAACGGAGACACCUGACCAGCCAAUCCCAUUUCUAAUUGAUCAUCUUCAGUCCAAGCAGGGAAACCGUGGUCAGCUUCAGAGAACAUUGUCUGGCUCUGCUGCCCUCUGGGCAGAGAGUGAAACCUCAGAAAAUAAAGGAACAAGAAGAGAUUUUAGAAAUUAUGAUAAGCCUUGGCAGGUAAAUGCAAAAAAGCCUAAGAAGUCAAAGAGCGACCUUGCUGUGUCCAACAUUUCUCCACCAUCACCGGAGUCCAAGUCAUUGCCAAGGUCAAUAGAGCAUCCUAAAUGGGAUUGGAAGACAAAACCGGAGAACCAUGAUUUUGAUGAACUAAAUCAUAUUCUUCAAGAGAGCAAAAAGCUUGGAAAAGCCCUUGAGAAUCUGUCUCGCAGCAUUGCUAUUUCUGAUGAACUUGAUAAGGACACAGCAGGUUUUAAUACCCCCCUUCUCAGACCUCGUGUUAUUGGAGAAUGGAUUGGCCGUGAAGAGAAUGAUGCAGACCCUCUGGCUGCUGAGAUGCUGCAGCCACCAAUACCAAGGAAUAAAAAUGAGCAGUGGGACAGCGAGGAUAGCAGCAGUCCUGGAGGAAGCUUAAAAAUGGAGCCAAAGACCAAAGGAUUAAAACAUCAACAGCAGCAACAUAAGAAGCUGCUGGCUGCCAUGCUUUCUCAGGACUCCUUUGAUUCUGCUCAAAGCACAGCUCCAUCUGUAACCGAAGAAGACAUUGACAAUGAAGAUGAUGCAAUGGAACUACUGGAGGAUCUAGAUGAUCUCAGAAUGGAAGGAGUAACAAGUGUGGUGUCUUCUGGGAGCAAAUUCAAUCAAACUCGAAGUGCUCAUACGGCUGAGCCUCAAGCAAAGGUCACAUUGAAUAUAUGUGCAAGAUGUGCCAGAUUGCAAGGGGAUAAUUUGGCAGAAAGGCCAGAAGAUGUCUCCAUGGUAUCUCAGACAUCUGAGCCAGCAGUGUCAGACUCUGAUGCUCAAAUACCUGGGGUUGAAACGCUCACAGAAGAUGUUAAUGAGUUUCAGAGUGCUUCUCAAGUGACAGCAUCUUCUCAGACAGUUUGGACCUUGGAUGCUGUGAGUGUUAGACCUGGAGGUUCCCCAAGGCAGAAACUCCUAAAGGACUCCUUAGCAGCAAAAGAACUUCAGACCAUGGAAAAACACCUAGCUGACAUUGAGAAGGACCUCGCACUGUGGGAAGAGGCAAGGCUCUCAAGAAGCCCUGGUGUCCAGCAUCCCAUUGUAGUUACCUCUGACCACCAAGGCGCUCUUCAAGCUGCACAGGGCCCAGCCCCAAGGCCUCAGGUGCCAGCUCCAACAGGGAAGAACGUUCAGCUCCAAGGAAGCAAAUCGCCGCCGCUGCCCACCAACAGCAGAACACAGGUCUCCAGUGUCACAAGCAGCAGUGCACAAACCAAGAGGCCAGCAGCUCCAGGGAGCAGACCUAUGACCCCAAAUAGCUUGUUGUCACGGCCUCUUACCCCUAGCAACCAAGGAAAUAGGGAAGGCAUUAUUAGCAUUCAAAGAAGCAGAUCUUUGUCAUCCAAGAGCCAAAUGGGGAGGACCCUCAGUGCUGCUUCAGGGCUUUCUGUGCAAGUGAGUGGAGAUGUUGUUGGAACUGUCACUACUCAGAGAAACAGUUUAUCAGAAGAUGAAUUCUUACAACAGCUUCAACUUGCUCAUCAACCUUGGAUAUUGCCGAGUGACACAGAAAGUGAAGGAGUGGAAGCUGACCAAGACAAAUGUAAGUAUAUGUGUAAGGACCAGAUAAAAUGUCAAACCCCUCAACUGUACUUCUAUUUUCCAUAUUUUCAAAUACUGUGGAGAUGUCAUGCCUGCUCUCAGGAGCUUUUCUCACAAAUACCAAUAACUUAUUUAUCUGAAGGCUGAACCUUCUAGGACUGAUCUGCAGAAGCUUUCCUGUAGUCACUGAACAAUGACAAAAGGAUGACAGAACACUGUUUACUUAAGCUAAGUGAAACAAUUUGUCCUGAUGUGUUAAAGUAGCUGUUCCAGAAAAUAACAUGAACUUGAAAUAGAUAAUCUGUUUCAUAAAUCUGUAUUUACCAGCAAAAAAGAAAAGCAAAGUAAAAAAACUCCAGGUCUGAAAAGUAGAGCCUCCUUCCUUAGAUCUGACACUCAAUUAUCUGUAUUUUGCUUACAUUCUUUGUAAUUCAUCUGUAUAAAUAAAAGUUCUUAAUCAUACCAGUAAUCCUUAAUAUCCUACACUCUUUCGAAGUAUUUGUCUAAUCAUGGAAGUGAGGGUCAGCAGGAUCAGAACCUAAAUGGCAGAACAAGUAACAGGCUAUAAAUUGCAAUAUUCUCAAAUUGUAGCAAAUUCUCCCUGCCUACAAGGUACCUGUAAAUGAUCUUACUGUUUCACAUUAUCUCUCUUAAUUCACAGUAGUUUUGUGAUCUUCAAGAGUGAAUAUGCAAACUGCUUCCUAAGAUAUUUUAGGUGAUGUACAUGAAAAAGAGCAGAUGAUUUAAUCAACAUGUUUAGAAAACUCAAUCCUGGUUUAAACAUCAAGAGUUAACAUAAGAAAAAGAUGUUUUCUUUACAGAAGGGAACAGUUCUAUAAGGGAUUAAGGAUUCAUAAGAAACAUGCCAGAUAAACAGAUUUUUUUUUUAAUUAGGCCACUUUAAAUAAUUGUUUUUUACUCAUACAUCAGUUUCACAAAUUCAUACAUAGCCCAGAGUUUGACUAAAAUUUAAAUUUACACAGUGAGAUCCUAAAGAGGCAUGUGCAGGUCUUUUUGAACACUAGUAAAAUGUUACUAUGAGAUUCUGUGCAUCCAUCUGAUUUUAGGCCAAGGCUGUAAGUCCAAUUUGACUUGCACCAGAACCUUUCAGUUGCCUUUGAGCUGAAGCUCACCUUAGGUGGCUCAAGAGAAACUCUGGGACCUGCCUUUUAUGUCUAUGCAAUUUUUCCUCAGUCUUUUCUGUAAUGAAUUUGCAGUCCCAUAAACAUUGGUAGGACUGGCUGUGCACACAGACUGGUGCUAAUUAUGUGACCAGGGAAACUGAUGCUCCAGGACAUAUCAGAUACACACCAUGGUCUUGUGUAGCUGCUUUACUGGAAUUGUGUGGGUGUGAGGACUUGUGAGCACCCAAAAUCUUGUGCUAUAAUAUUCCAAGAAUAUUAUAGGUCAUUGCAAUUGCCCAAAAAACAAAGUGGCGAGUUAAAUAUUAAAAGCAUGUUGUUAAGGUCAAUGUCCAAAAGCCUCUUCAACAGUGACAGACUUGAGCAAUUGACCAUCUCCCUCAGAAGCCUGUUCAGUCUUCACCCUCUUAGUAAAGGAAUGCUCCUGAUGUCCGUCUGAAUCUCUCCUGGCCCAGCUUUGAGCCAUUACUUUGGCUCAAAGUGUUCUGUCACUGAAUACCAGGGAAAAGAGACCAGGGCCUCUCUCUCCACAUGCCUUCCUCAGGAAGCUGUGAAGUGAAGUCAAUCCUCAGCUUCAUUUUCUCCAAACUAGACAAGGCCAAAAUCCUUAGCUGCUCCUCACAGGUCAUUCCUUCACCAGCUUUGUUGCCCUUAUCUGGACCCACUCAAGGGCCUUCACGUCCUUCUUAAAUUGUGGUGCCCAGAACUGCACACAGUGCUCCAGCUGGGGCUGCCCCAGUGGGAUAGUCACCUUUCCUGAGCAGCUGGUGGUUCUGUAUUUGAUGCACCCCAGGAUGGGCUUUGUCCUGUUGGCUUCCAGGCCAUGCUGCUGAUUCUUGCUGUGCCUGCUGCCAGCCAGCACCUCCAGAUCCAUUUCUGUAGAGGCUCUCCAGCCACUCCUCUCCCAGUUUAUACUUUUGCUUGAUAUUAGUCUGUCCCAGCUGCAGAAUCUGGUGUUUUGACAUGUUAAACUUCAUGCCAUUGAUCACUGUCCAGUGUUCCAGUCUGUGUAGAUCCCUCUGCAGAGGCUCUUGUUCCUCCAAAGAGUCAGCAGCACCUCUGAGUUUGGGAUCAUCAGCAAAUGUGCUAAUGGUGGGUUUAACUCCUGCCUGCAGGUUGUUGGUAAAUGUAUUGACCAGAACUGUCCCUAGAAUUGAUCCCUGGGGAACACCACUGUGACCAGUGGCCCCAUUUGAGCUCUGCCCUUCAGCCAGUUCUUCCCAGCACAGCCUGCAGCCACUCCUCCCACAGCUGGACAAGUUGUCCUGAAGGGUGCUGUGGGGGACAGAAUCAAAAGUAUUCCUAAAGUACAGAAAAACCAUGUCCACCAACAUCCAUCCAUCCAUCCAUCCAUCCAUCCAUCCAUCCAUCCAUCCAUCCAUCCAUCCAUCCAUCCAUCCCUCCCCAACUGGUGGGUGACCUUAUCAUAGAUGGCUAUCAAGUUAGUUAAACAGGUUGACCUCAGUGUAGUUAGCUGGUGCACCCUCAUAUCACUGUUUCUGCUACUAAAACUAAAGGGAUAAAACAGAAAUGUUUUAUUAAAGUAAUACCUCCUGUAACUGAAAUCUAAUAGUGAAAAUUUUUAUUAAAAGUAACUAAGGCUGGUAACAUCCCUGUCUGAGUUUUUGUGCUAGUGACAUUGUCAAGAAAGUGCAGAACUGCCACUGCUGACAAAGAGAAGCUGCCAAUUCCUGGUUGUAAAGUGGAGCCAGCAAGGAGCUUUGGCACACUUGCUGUUGCCACUGCUUGUAGGUAGACCAGCUGGCAAGAUUACACAUAAUUUUUCCCCCCAAAGUAAUAAAUCUGUGCGGGUAUUUUUUGUGUGAUUUAGUGUUGAGAAGGCCCAGGAGUCCAUAAUUUGUGAGUUUGAGCAGAAGAGCUGCGAAAUUAAUCUUUACAAUAGCAGCACCUGUUCUUUGACUUAGCCUUUGAUAAACUACAUGUGGAUAAUAUUUACUACAUUCUUUGACUCCUUUGAGAUAAUAGCAGCCAGGUGUAAAGCUAGUUUUUGGUAGUGGGAAAACAAUGCAGAAAGAGAAACUGUGUGAGUCACCUUGAGUUCUUUAAAAGUAAUAUCGUCUGGUUAGAGUUUUAGAAGAAAAAGAAUGAAAAAAAUAAGAGGGGAACGGUUUCAAAUGUAUUCAGAUGUAAGAGUUUAGAGAGACUAUUUUCAAAGUAAGUGAUAACUGAACAGAACUGGGUCACUGGAAUCUCAGCAUCUCUUGACAAGCAUCAUUUGCAAAACAGAUACAACAGCGCAUAUCUCGUCUUAUGGAAAUAAGAUCUUGGUUCUCAGUUCUUGUACCUCAGACUUUACAUUUUAAAUUCUCCAGGUUCUCUGACAGCAUUUUAAAAAUUUAUCCUUAGCAGCAAGUUUCAAUGAUAACUAGAAGUCAAUAAUUGUUAAACCUUCAUACUAAUUAUGACAACAUUUUAAAUCAAAUAGCUACUCACAUAAAAGAGUUUAAAUUAUUCUAGCUUAAAAGAUUUGUUAUGUUAAAGAAGGAAAGAAAAAUAUUUUUAAGAAGCUUUGUAGAUUUUUUAGCAUACUCCUUCCUUUUCCUCUUUGUGCACUUAAUUAAGUUUGUGGCCAUAGAUCAGAGAAAGAGAUCGUGUAUAAUUAUUUGCUCUUGUAAUGUACAUUUUGUUAUUAAAAAUAAAAAUUAAGAUGUGCAUUUUAAGAGCUAUUAUAAUUUAGAAACAAAAUCUUUUCUGCUUGCAAAAUGUGUUUUCCUUUGAAACACUCUAUGCAAUGAGAGAUGAAAAUUGUCAUGCAGCAUGAUCCAAAAUCAAAGACCUGUGGUGUCCUUUUAGAGUGACUAAAAAUGUCUCUAGAGAGAACCUCAUAUGUGUUCUUCCUCUGUGAUUCUGGAGACAGUUCCCCAUUAUUAUCUGCAGUAGUUUGCUUGUGUGCUGAUUCUCUGUGAAGAGUUUUCAGAGAAUGCAUAGAGAUCAUUCUUGGAAAAAGGAGGGAUCUGGAAAAAAUAUUUACCACUUGCAUAAUCCUUCAGUUUGAUGAAAAUUCUUUGAGCUGGCAAGAAUAGAUUUUCCUCUUCAUGGGGUACUGAUGCACAGAAACAGAAGAACCACCGCCAGAAUAUUUUUUAGACAGCUUUUAUGAGAAGAAAUUCAUCCCUUUCAGGGGUCUGACAAGAGUCUGCUUGAAUUUUCCCUUGAGAAAAAGACCUACAAAGAUUGAAGAUUGGAAAUUUCUAAGUAUCACUAGCUUCCAAGAACCUUGAAAAGACAAAAGACAGGGAUUUUGGUAUAAUUUGACCUGCCAUCUCUAGUCUUGGCAAGGAUUAGCUGCCUAAAACACUAAGUCUGCUUUCUUGGGUGCCAAACUCAAGAAGUAACCCAUACAGCAGAUUUCUUCAGGUCACACAGCCUUGGAGACAUAAAGGGUCCCAGCCUCCAGUCAGUCCAUCUAGCAGAUGUACAUGAUAGCUGAAUGAAGUAGACUCUUGAAAAGCUUGCUACUUGUUAAAUCCGUAUUAAAUAUACCCACAGAACAUUAAGGACUGGAAGGCACCCUGAAGGAUCAUCUGUGUAAAAACAUUUCUUUGUGCUAAUCUGCUUAAGGCAUGCCAGUUUCUGUAGUUCAUGGCACACGAAGUUGUGUGUCUAUUAUCACUUCAUCCCAACUUGCCAAAAGGAGCACUAGAUGCUCAUUUCUAGCUCAGCUGAUCUGGGGCAAGUCUUGAACUGUUGCCCUCUGACCUGUGGGAGCAAAUUUAAAUGUUUUGCUACUCUUCAUCUGCAAACUCUUUGCUAAGGUUGACUGUGAAAGGUCUACUGCUGAUAAAUCAAGUGUUCAUUGGGAAUAAGUGGGAUUUCUACUCCAUUCAUUCUUGCACUGGUCUGGAAACUCUGCAGUCAAAGACACUCUGCUGAUGAUUUCAACAGUUGUUGAAGAAAACCUUCAUUUUCCCAUUUGCACAUAUCUGCCUAGGGGAAAAACCCAAAAGAAUGAAAGAUCAGGUUUUUUGUAGACUUGAGAAAUUCAGACUGUGUUCUAAUAAAAUUCCAAUCCAUACAGUAUUUGUCCAUGGGUAAAGUUCCUUGCACUGAGUAAAUUCACAUGCCAAAACAGUCAAUUUAUCCUAAUUAUGCAAGUAAGUUUUCCUAAGAUUUGGGAGAUUGCUUGGCCAGAGUUAACAAUAAAGAGGAAUCUACUGCUGGAAUAGGUUUUUGCUGUGAAAGUUUGCUUUUGCUAGGGCCAGCUGCUAUUCAGUAUGAGUAAGAAUGACAGAAUCAGGGUUAGAGGAGCAACUGUUGAUUGCAGGCAUCUACACAAACACAUUCCAUUUCUGUCAUUCAAAUUCAGCUGUUUGUAUUUGUGCUCUGCUCUGAUAGAGCAUUGGAAAUGUCUCUUUCAGUGGGUUUGAGUUUAGGACAAGGCUAGAUGUGGUUUCUCUAGGGAGUAAGGUGCUUAUCAGGCAUCACUCAAAUGUGACUCAAUUAUAUGUCUGAUUAGUAAGAGCAUAAUUGUUGUAGUUGGCAGUUUUUCUCAAUGAAUAACAAAUUCACUAUAAAUGCACACCUUUUUUUUUUUUCUUUUUUUUUUUUUUUUGUCUCACUAGUGAAUCUGUCCCAAAAGUAAACUUUUGGGAGACUUUUAUCCCAAUUCAUGAAUCUUCUGCAGAUGUUGAUGUCCUUCUUUAAUAUUUAGAGAGUGGUAAUACAAACUGCAGUAAAAAAUUCAUAUCUCUCCCUUCCAUGUAAUCUCUGCAAAGGGUGUCAUAAAGCUUUUUGUCUGCUUGGGAUAUGAGUUAUUUACUAAAUUUCUGCAGUAUGCAUUUAUGGUUAUUAAAGAAUGUUGUCUCUCAUGCCUGACAUUGGCUUGGCUACCUAUUUAGCUCGAGACAGUUCUAUGUCCUCUUCAGAAAUAGGACACCAGAAAGGGGAUUGUGCUUCUUUAAACAGAAUUUCUCCAGGCCUAUUGGAUGGUCUUGGCUGGAUGUCUUGUUACACUUGUGGCUGAAGCUGCAUCACUUCAUAUAACUGCUUUCUGAGUCUGAAAGUAGAUGAGAACAAUUUUCUAGCAUGGUAACCUGCCCAUUUCAAUUUAAUUAUUUAUUGACGGUGAAACAAAUGUAGAGAUUCACAUUAUUUCUACUAGAAGUCAGAUGACUUUUGGACAGUGAGUGGUGAGUUUAAAUGCAACUAGAGAAAGUUGAAGUUAGACUCAAGUUUCCUAUUUUUUGAAUGGAUGUGCUUAAAUCUAAACCUGCAGUAAUCUUCUUAUAUUAUUAAGGCUUUAAGGCACAUUGCUUUAUUUAUACUGACUAAUAUUUGGUUUCACUUUGGAAAAGGUCACAUUGGACUAAAUAUUUAGUAUGAGAAGGGAAUUUUCCAUUUCAGGGAGUAAGAAAAAAAAUUAAAACCUGUUUUAGUGCAGAAAGCUCUUUUCAGUAAAGCUUCCAAACCUACAGAUAUCUUUUUCUACAGCUUGCCUUAUUAUGCUAAACUUGGAUUCCCAAUGACAUUUAAUGUAAUAAAAAAUGACACUGUAAUUUAAAAAAUGGCUUAGAGAAUUAUCAGGACACACAUUAGGUAAAUUAAAAGCUGGCUCAAUGAGGAAUCAAAAACUUGAGUUUCUAAUGGGAAGAUGUAGAUGAAUGGGGCUCAUUAGGGUCUGAUAGGUUUGGAUAAUGGGUGGGAAGGACAAGUUGAAGUUAUUAAAUGAUAUGAAUCCCCUGGUAUAAUGGCCAGAUUCCAGUAAAAUGCACUUUAUUAUAACCAGAUGAAGUAUAUUUAAACCAAAUGAAAUAUAUCUGGCACCAGAGAAACAUAUCUGUCUCUGCUGCAGAAUAAUGAGGCUUUGUCCUGGAAAGCAGUGACCUAAUGGAUUUAGGAUGGUCAUAAAAGAUCAUCUCAGUGUGAGCUCUCAGCAUAAUGCUGUCACGAAGAACGGUAGACCAUUUCUUGAAUGCCUUAGAAGUUAAGUAGCAAAGUAAUUAUUCCACAUAAUAUCAGUAAAAAACCCCAUGGGUUAGGUGUCUUUCCAUUAAGACAGAUUGGGAUUGCUCAGUGGACUUCAAAAGGUGAUUAAAAAUGACCAGCAUUUGGGAAACCCUGUUAGGAAUUUGCCUCACUCACAUAAAGAUAUUCAACCAGAAACUUCAGAGAUAACAUGAUAUCUGUAGAUAGAUGUUUAAAUAAAAAAGAUUCAUCGAACUAUGACAAAGGAAAUUAAAUGUUCUGUCCUAGCAAGCAGGAGCUUCAAGUGUUAUAAGCAAAAAAUAAAGGACGCAAUGAACUCAAAGCCAUUAACAUGUGGUUAACUUCUUAAAUUAACUCCUCCAGAUAAGACCAGUCCCUGGGUCUUCUGUGGGUAACAAGAAGAAUCUGCAAAUGAAACAGGCUUACACAUAUUUGCUUUUCUUUAUCCCACCGUAAGACAAGUCCAUUAUUUAUAGAUCAAACUGUGAUACAGCUUGAAUAUCUGUUAAAAGAAGCACCUCCAAGGAAAACAGCUGAACAUUAGGUAUAAAUGACAAAAAGCCCCCAACCAUAUAAAAGUAAUCAAGGAUAAGAACUGUUGCUAAGGUUUCCUAGGCUUUUUGUCUUGUGUUUUGUUUGUUUGGUUAAUUUGUUUUUGUUGUUGAAGAGGUUUUCAUGGUAUGUGCCUUGCUUUGUUGGUUAUCAACACAGAAUCACAUACAAAGUCCAGGCUUAUCAUCUGACAAAAUGAAAAUUAUUCCAAUUGUAUUAAAUUAAUUAGCUGGAGAUAAUGGAAAGAAUUUGUUCCUACCAAGUUUCUUAAAUCUUCCACAAAGGGCUUGCAUAUUUAAAUGUUCAAAAGGAGUGAAACUGCUGUGCCUGAUUUCCUGCAGUGUUUAAAAAAGGAAAGGUGGAGGCUUCUCAGGUAACACACAGAUCUUUGUGCAGUCACCGGUACAAUUAAAUGAGGUUGUGGUGUUUAUUUCCGGUUCAUAACCUCGAUUCUCUCACUGGCUCUAUGUAAUGGGUCCAGUUACAGCAUUGUAUUUUAUACAAACAACGGAGAGAGCAGGUUGUGUUCCAGUCAGCAACAUUUGCAAAACAGUCCAUUGCAAUCUGCAUCUGUAAAUAUUUUUAAAAGCUAAAUUUCCAUUUGCUUUGGGGAAGGUUUUCAACCUGAACACAAGCAGAAAUUAAAACAUUGCUAUCUCAGCUUAUCUGAUUCAUCACAGGUGUAUAUUAUGUUCAAUGUUUUCUGAAACACAGGCUACUUUUUGCAAUUUAUUACCACUAUUGAAAAAGAAGUAGCAGAAGAAAAACCUCGAAACCACUGAAUAAUUGGAACAAAUAGUAUAACUAAGGACAGUGUUGUUUGCUUCUGAAUGUUUUAGAAACAGCAAAAAAUAAUUGAGAUUCACUAACAUACUGAUCCACAUUGCUUAUUUAACUGUGAAUUCAGCAUAAUAGAAAACUCUUACAAAAUGAAAACAUGGUGAAGGAUUAGUUUUCCCUUUUCUCCUAUUUUUCUGUACAUUACAUUUGAGCCCUAAUAUCUGUGUUUUUCUGUUUGAUUUCACAGGUUUGUGAAAUCAGUGGAAUUAUUGAAGAACAAUUUAAUAAAAACCAAAAAUAUGGUGAUCAAAACUACACCUUAAAAAUUGGUUUAGUUUAUACAUAAAAAAAUUAAAUAAAGUUAUUUUUCUAGUAUCAGCAGCAUAUGAGUGAAACUGCUCUGAUAUGAGGAUGCUGUAGUGCACUGAAUGAGACUAUUUACUGUGGUACAGUGGCCUUAGGAAAGAAGGGUAAUUGUCACCUUUUAGUGUAAAUUUACUACAAUCGUUUUUUUAGUUUAUACCCCUAUUGUUUUGGAUUGACAUUUGAUAAGCUAAAUUCUGCCCGACCAAAACAAACUUUGCCUAAAGACUGUACGUAUUUUAACUUGUCUAAGGUUUUCUACUCCUUAUAUUUUUGUAAACUUUGCUCCUUUUUAGAUUAAUAAACAUUAAAGUAUUUGCUGCAUCUGCCCAUGUGUAUGUCCCAUUCAGGUCUCACAGAGAGCUGGCUGUUCACUCAUAGUCACCUGCAGAGAGAGGUCAGACAGGGGAAUGAGUGAAAGAGUGUGUGUGGGUAGCAGAAACAGGUGCUGCUCGUGUUGCAUAGCCUUGUAUUGAAUUUAUCUUCUUUGAUCUUUAAAACAAAUAAAGACUCUGUUAAAAAGGGGGACAUAAUAAGGAGUGGUGCAUGCAUGCAAAAAUAAAGCACCUAAAAGGAAUUUCAUAUAUUAUGAUAAAGUGUUAGUUACCCAUGUGAAUUACGGAGACAAACUUGCUGUUUAAAAUAUUCUGUCUGGUGUAUGCUGUGUGCUUGGAACUUUAGAGGAUGUGUUAGCACAGACAUCAAAUGAAGGGAUGUGGCAGUUGGAUUUACUGAUUUCAUUUACCUGUUAAUUCUGUCAAGUGUGUUCUCAGUUUCCUCUGUCUUCAAUUAUGUAUGCUCGGGUCCUGUAUCUUUGACAGAAUAAUAAAAUGAAAUUGCUUGCAACUAUUAAAAAUACAGUAUUACAAAGCAUCUAUUUGUUUAAGAAAUAAAAAUGAGUUGUCUGUCAUAAGUGUUUCAUGGUGUGAACUUUUUUCUGCUGUCUCACAAAUGCAGAGUGCUAAAUACACAGAAACACUGUUGUCUGUGUUAGUCAUGAGUGAGUUAAAUGGAAGCUAACAUUGUGGUGAGCAAGUAUUUGCUAUAUGUGUCAUCAUAAUGUACAGUUCCUAUAUGUAAAAUGUUUGGCAUACUGGGAUAGUGCCUUUAAGUUCAUUUCAAGAAGGUACUUUGUUAAUUUGUCAUCAGUAAAGGAAAUCUGUAAUGCUGUGUGCAUUUGCAAUAUAC
Messenger RNA from Zonotrichia albicollis (white-throated sparrow), 11845 nucleotides. NCBI's taxonomy places the organism in Eukaryota, Metazoa, Chordata, Aves, Passeriformes, Passerellidae. The record is from RefSeq and is a predicted model, not a curated record.